AUGUCCAGCCCACGGACACUCGAACCGCACAACCCACACGCACGGACUUGGGCUACGCUGAGGCAAACGGCAGGGCAGAGGAGUGGAGAACACAGUUCGUCUGUUAAGAUGCCGUCCACCAACUCCCCUCACCCAACUCCUCCACCUGCGUCUGAGACUGCGAAGGCCCGCUCAUCAGCCAUAUAUCACCCGCCCCUGCUGUCCAAUCCGGCACUAUAG
This is a messenger RNA of Pleurotus ostreatus (oyster mushroom), 219 nucleotides long. RefSeq lists its product as uncharacterized. The record is from RefSeq and is a predicted model, not a curated record. NCBI's taxonomy places the organism in Eukaryota, Fungi, Basidiomycota, Agaricomycetes, Agaricales, Pleurotaceae. Bases 1 to 219 code for a protein of 72 amino acids. The transcript has 2 exons.